CCGCCGUCCGCCGUCGAGCUCUCCCCUCUCUCUCUCUCGCUUCUGCGUCAGCCGCCAUCGUGCGCCGGAGGUUGAGGCUGCCGUCGUAGGUGCCUCUAUAGCACGGUUUCAUGGCCACCGCACCAACCGUGCCCCCGUUGGAGCUGUCCAAGCCAGUGCCAGGAGAAGCUCAAGAUGCUGAGGCAGGUGUACGUGGACAUAGAAACGACCGCCUUCCUUGCUGUGGGUUGGGCAUUGGCUGGGUUCUAUUCAUAGCCGGUUUCUUCGUUACCAUUCCCUGGUAUGUGGGAGCGGUUCUGCUCUGUUUUUACAGAGAGGAGAAGAGGGAGAAACCAGGAUUUAUUGCAUGCACAAUAGCGGCUGUCAUCCUUACAAUUCUCAUCAUCGUCGUGGCAAUUCUUGACGCUGUACUAGUUCAUGAUUGAUGUCACUUCUCGUUGUGUCGUUGUACAAGUGUACAUAGUGUACUUUUCAUGAAUGAACAACAUGUAUGAUAAGAACUAAGUCUUGUCAUACCUUACCUUGUGAGCUUGAGACCACAUUUCUUAGUGAAUGCUCAAACAAACUCAAAUUCGAAAACAAACGGUGUAAAUA
Messenger RNA from Lolium rigidum, 594 nucleotides. RefSeq names its product 60S ribosomal protein L18a-like protein. The coding region runs from base 111 to 425 and encodes 104 amino acids. The transcript is spliced from 4 exons. Lineage: Eukaryota; Viridiplantae; Streptophyta; Magnoliopsida; Poales; Poaceae. The record is from RefSeq and is a predicted model, not a curated record.